AUGCGAAAGCGUCCGCUCGAGUGCGAUACUUGCAAGGCGUUUCUGAACCACAACAAUCGCAACCAGCCUGCGUUGCACGUGGGUGAUCAAUCGAAAGGUCGCGGGAGCAGGUACGUGACACAGGGGCUGCGGGCUACAAACACCGACCUUCGUGGUCAGGGAGGGGGGCGGGGUUCAGUCUGCCCAGAUGCGACCAAACGCGACACAAGCUACUGCCAAGAUGGCAAAUGCGCUAUUCGCUUCCUCACGGGUAGCAAAAAAUCCAAAGGGCCUCAAUCCUCGUUUCGCAAGAAAAUCAAACUUACUGAUGAUUCGCGUCUUACAGAGACGACAUUUGCGGGGAAGACGUUACGCGGCGGGUUCCAUCCGGUGGCUUGGGCGCUCGGUGGUGGUGUGUCAGAAGCGGAUGCAAGUGACCUCCCAGGCGGUGCUUCGUCGCCCCUCCUGACGACCUGCUGGUUCUGCCUCCACCAGGGGAACCCUUGA
Molecule: messenger RNA, 486 nt
Organism: Mesocestoides corti
Lineage: Eukaryota; Metazoa; Platyhelminthes; Cestoda; Cyclophyllidea; Mesocestoididae
Source: the annotation of a GenBank genome assembly